GUAAAAAGACAUUAAUCUUUGGAGAAAAUAUCAAAAUCUAAAACGAUGGCUUCAUCCUUUGUAUUGAAACGUUUUGUUGUGGUCUCUAUCUUGGCCGUGAUGGCCAUGCAGCUCCCUUUGAUAAACAGUGUUUUGUCCCUAAACCAGACCAAUGCGUAUCUGCACCACGUAUGCCUCAACGGUGAAGGGACAUUCAAGUCGGGGAGUAUAUACGAGAGAGAAGUCAAAGGUCUCAUCGAUCAUUUGUCAACCUAUCUAGACUACGGUUUCGCCAAUGGCGCUGCUGGUGAUGGUACUGAUGAUAUCUAUGCCAAGUUCCAGUGCCGGGCCGACAUCUCCACAUCCAAUUGCCGCGCAUGCCUCUUCACUGCCUUCUCUAGGAUUCGUAAGCAAUGUCCAAACAACAAAGGAAGAAUAAUAUGGUACGACAAUUGUCUUCUCGACAUUUCUUCGAUCUAUACCUAUGGCAAGAUCGAUUACCAGCACAAUUUCUAUUUGUACAAUGCGAAGGAUGUGAAAAGCGGAACAAAAUCUUUCAACAAGAACACAAGGGAUCUCCUCUCUAAGCUGAAGGAGAACGCAACUAGUAAAAAAGAAUUACCUUACAGGAGAGACUACUUGUAUGCAGCGGGUGAGGAAAGUCUCGGGACCAUGAAAUUGCAUGCAAUGGUACAAUGUACGAAGGACUUAUCAGCCAAAAAUUGUAGUGUGUGUUUGGAUUGGAUUAUGGCAAAGCUUCCCAAAUGCUGUAACGACAAACAAGGAGGACGAGUUUUGACUCCGAGCUGUAAUUUUAGAUACGAGCUUUACCCUUUUGUAAAGACUUAAGACUAUAUAGUGAGAGCUCCAUAUGUAUAUUUUGUGUGUUUGAAUAAAUGUUUUGUGAUUCACUUUGUCUAACAUACUUUUUUUAGUUUAUUUGCAUUGGAAGUUUAAUCGAAUGUUUGUGUACGCUCGCUUGCCAUAAACUAUGUAAUCAAUACUGUAAUACUUU
Molecule: messenger RNA, 994 nt
Organism: Arabidopsis arenosa
Lineage: Eukaryota; Viridiplantae; Streptophyta; Magnoliopsida; Brassicales; Brassicaceae
Source: the annotation of a GenBank genome assembly